Sesamum indicum (sesame) is the source of this 3512-nucleotide messenger RNA. It is a transcript of the gene TPS5, whose product is annotated as trehalose phosphatase/synthase 5. Lineage: Eukaryota; Viridiplantae; Streptophyta; Magnoliopsida; Lamiales; Pedaliaceae. Gene Ontology annotation, molecular function: trehalose-phosphatase activity. Gene Ontology annotation, cellular component: cytosol. The record is from RefSeq and is a predicted model, not a curated record. Gene Ontology annotation, biological process: trehalose biosynthetic process.
UGCGAUCAUGCGUCCUUUGAUGCGCGAAUGCGUGGGACGCGCUCUGUGGCAUCGCUUGAACUGAAGCGCUAGCCCAGUUUUGAGUUUGGUAGAUUAACCUUGUUGGGUUAAAAGAAUAGUGGAAACAACCUUAACCAUAGUUAAAACAACACUAGAAGACAAGAGAAUUUGCAGCUCACUGUUUUUCUCUCUUGCUUUCAUCACAGGGCCGCUCACUGUACCAUUCUCUCAGCUCUUUGUUCUUGCUUCUUAAUAGGAGGAAGAGAAUCUGGGCUCUCUGUACAGACAUCAUGUUUCAAGGAUGUGGUGGUUUGGUGUAAUGUGUUUUCAAGAUUUGUGGGGAUGAGUGUUCUCUUGAACAAAUAGAGAAGAGGGAGAGGGUGAAUAAAAUAAAAAUCUUCUCUUGAUGCCAUUAUAAGUGCUUGGAGAUGGGAAUCUGAUCUGGGAUAUUUUUAGUGGGAAUCUUUGGUGAUUUUAAGGCCACUUUCUUGAAAGUAAUUGGUGCUUUUUGAAUGCUGUUGCUGCCGACUGAGAGCUAGCACCGUGUACCCUUUACUGGACUAGUUGCGAUUCUUCACAUUCUAAACCUGUCUUUAUUGCUGGAAGAUGAAGCUCAAUUGUCUCAACAGUUAUCUAGGGUGGACGUGAUCUUCUUCCAAUUACAGCUCAUAGUUAGCCUGAAUACAUACUGUGUAAGUCAUGGUUUCGAGGUCUUAUUCCAACUUAUUGGAUCUCACAUCUGGUGGUUCUCCUACUUUCAGCCGUGGGGGGAAGAAGUUCCCCCGAGUCGCAACUGUAGCUGGGGUGUUAUCUGAUCUAGAUGAUGAAAACAGAAGUAACGGUGGCUCUGAUGCUCCCUCAUCCAUUUCCCAAGAGCGUAUGAUUAUUGUUGGAAAUCAACUCCCACUUCGUGCGCAUAGGAGGGAAUCAGAUGGUGAUAAAGGCUGGGACUUUAGUUGGGAUGAGGACUCUCUUCUUUUGCAACUGAAAGAUGGACUUGGAGAAGAUGUGGAGGUAAUAUAUGUCGGUUGUCUCAAAGAAGAAAUUGAUGUUAGUGAGCAAGAAGAUGUAGCUCAAACAUUGCUUGAAACUUUCAAGUGUGUCCCUGCUUUCAUUCCAUCGGAGCUCUUCAGUAAAUUCUACCAUGGUUUUUGCAAACAGCACUUGUGGCCUUUGUUUCACUAUAUGCUUCCUCUAUCUCCUGAUCUUGGUGGCAGAUUUGACCGUUCCCUAUGGCAAGCUUAUGUUUCGGUGAACAAAAUUUUCGCAGAUAAAGUAAUGGAAGUCAUCACUCCAGAUGAUGACUUUGUGUGGGUUCAUGAUUACCAUUUGAUGGUACUACCAACAUUUCUAAGAAAGAGGUUUAAUAGGGUGAAACUUGGGUUUUUCCUCCAUAGUCCUUUCCCAUCAUCAGAGAUAUAUCGGACUCUACCUGUAAGGGUUGAACUUCUACGGGCACUUUUGAACUCUGACCUGAUUGGCUUCCAUACAUUUGAUUAUGCAAGACAUUUCCUUUCUUGUUGUAGUAGAAUGUUGGGGGUAUCAUAUCAAUCUAAACGUGGUUAUAUAGGGCUUGAAUACUAUGGUCGUACUGUCAGCAUUAAAAUCCUUCCAGUUGGGAUUCAUAUGGGCCAGCUUCGCUCUGUGCUGGAUCUUCCAGAGACAGAGACCAAGGUGGCGCAAUUACGGGAUAAAUUUCAGGGUAAGACCGUUUUGCUUGGGGUUGAUGACAUGGAUAUUUUCAAAGGAAUAAGCUUGAAACUUCUGGCAUUUGAGCAAUUGCUUACUCACCACCCUGAUAAAAGAGGUAAAGUUGUUCUUGUUCAGAUUGCUAAUCCUGCCAGAGGCCGAGGGAAAGAUGUACAGGAGGUUCAGUCAGAAACUUAUGCAACUGUUGCAAGAAUUAACCAUGUCUUUGGAAAACCAGGAUAUGAGCCAGUAGUUUUGAUUGAUACCUCGCUUCACUUCUAUGAGCGCAUUGCAUACUAUGUAAUUGCAGAGUGUUGUCUUGUCACUGCAGUGAGAGAUGGAAUGAAUUUAAUACCUUACGAGUACAUUGUAUGUAGACAAGGAACUGAUAAGCUAGAUGAAACAUUAGACUUAAACCCAUCAGCACCAAAGAAGAGCAUGUUGGUGGUUUCUGAAUUUAUCGGGUGUUCUCCAUCACUUAGUGGUGCAAUUAGGGUUAACCCUUGGAACACUGAUGCUGUUGCUGAAGCUAUGGAUUCUGCUAUGAUGGUUCCUGAGGCAGAGAAACAAAUGCGGCAUGAGAAGCACUACAAGUAUGUCAGCAGCCAUGAUGUUGCUUACUGGGCCCACAGCUUUCUGCUAGAUCUGGAAAGAGCAUGUAGGGAGCACAUAAGGAGGAGAUGCUGGGGUAUUGGGUUUGGUUUAGGAUUUCGUGUUAUUGCCUUGGAUCCAAGUUUCAGGAAACUGUCGGUAGAACACAUUGUCUCUGCAUAUAGAAGGACGAAGAACCGUGCAAUUCUUUUGGAUUAUGAUGGUACAAUGACAUCCCAGAGCGCCGCUGAUAUGAGUCCAACUGCGGAGGCUAUUGGGAUCUUAAAUAAACUGUGCAGAGACCCCAAAAAUGUUGUCUUCGUUGUAAGUGGGAAGAAUAAGGAGAUCUUGACGCGAUGGUUUACUUCCUGUGAGAAUCUGGCCAUUGGGGCGGAGCAUGGAUAUUUUCUGAGGCCACAAAACAGUUCAGACUGGGAAACAUGUUUUGUUUGUCAAGAUUUUUACUGGAAACAGAUUGCAGAACCUGUAAUGCAGUUAUAUACAGAAACAACUGAUGGUUCUUUCAUAGAAACCAAAGAGAGCGCACUUGUCUGGAAUUACCAACUUGCAGAUCCAGAUUUUGGGUCUUGUCAGGCUAAGGAGCUUCAUGAUCACCUUGAAAGUGUUCUGGCAAAUGAACCUGUUUCAGUCAAGAGCGGGCAACACAUUGUAGAAGUAAAGCCUCAGGGGGUCAACAAGGGGCUGGUGGCGGAAAGACUUCUAGCAAUGAUGCGAAAGAAAGAAGUACUUCCCGAUUUCGUGCUUUGCAUAGGGGACGACCGAUCUGAUGAGGAUAUGUUUGAGGUGAUAAUGAGUGCAAAAGACGACGGUUCUCUUUCCCCAGUUGCUGAAGUGUUUGCUUGCACGGUCGGACAGAAGCCCAGCAAGGCUAAGUACUACUUGGAGGAUAUCUCUGAGAUAUUGAGAAUGUUUCAAGGCCUGGCUGAUGCUUCUGAGCAGUCUGCUAAAAGUGUUUCCUUUUCUCCACAACGCGUACUCAUCGACAAAGUAUGAAAAACAUCAUUGUAUUUUACUCCUUCCAAUGCAAAUUGGGUAUUUGUAGUAGUAUUCUUUGUGAUCUAGCACUUAGUUUUUGGUUGUGUUGGCGGUAUCCCCCAAAGAAUCCAAAACUUCUGGUUCGAUCUUCUGUUAACUCUUUGUCCCGUUGCAUAACUAGCUAAUAUGUUGUGUUCUUAACUUGCUGUUAGUUAUCAUUCCAUGUACGACCUGAA